AUGACUUCUUUCCCUAAAACGCAACAGACUUUCUGCAACAUAAACGCGGGGGGAACUCUUUGCGUCGAGACUACCACCAAAAACACCACCACCGCGAGAUCGAUUUUUCGUCGAAAGGAAAGAGGGAGGAGAAGAACGAGGCGUUUGGGUGCCGCUGCUGCGAGGAAGAGUCGCAGCACGAAGAGUGAUGAUGCUUAUGCUCGUGAAGAGGAUUCUUUGAAAAGGAGCACCCAGAAUACUACUACCACAACAUUAACGACGCAGAAGAAGAAGACAAAGACAACAAAGACGAAGAAGAGCGAGGAGAAGGCGACGAGACGAGACUUUGCGAUGAAGACGAGUAUCUUACUCUCAUCGUCGACUUUUUUGGAUGCUGGCGAUGCGCGCGCGGAUGAUAACAACGCUUUUGUGGUAUUCGCCGAGCGGAUUCGAGCGAACAACGCAGCCUCCUCCUCCUCCUCUUCCUCGAGCGAUACUUCGUUGGAGGAUAAAAUUGCGCAUCCCAAACUGUUCAAGAAGCGAGUGAUUAAUAAGAGCAAACCGGGGGCGACGAAAUAUCCGCUCUUUUUACUCGGCGAGUGGGAAGAAGAAGUCUCGUUCGCCGGGUACGAGUUCCCGUCGGACGAGUUUAUCGAUCGGAAAACGCUAGAACGAGCAGCCACGUGUCCCGGAUUUCAAAAGUUGAGCGUCGCGUAUUUACCAGACGUGGGCAAGACGCCGGCGCCGAAAUAUCGGGCGAGGUUUGUGCACGAAAAGCCGGGGGAGAACGUGAACGAGGCGAGCGGAGAUGUCGUGGAAGAUAGGGCGUUCAAUCUGAGGAAUAUUUUUAACGCGUAUUUGGAGGACGAGACAGCGGUGGAAAGCGUGGAUUACGAUUUUAGUAAGAACCCGAACCGAGCGACGGUGACUUUGAGAAGAGGCGCGGCGAAUAACGCCGAACGGGUGGAACUCUUCACGAACGCGAGAGAAUCCGAGACGAGCGGUAUAGACGGAUGUUCCUUCUUGUGCGCGGAAACGUUGCGACAGGUAAGUUUAGGAUACUCGGUCGAUUACAACACCGCGCGGGUCGUCAACUACGACUACGAACACGUCUGGAGAUACCAACCGAUGAGAGACGACAAAAUCACCCCUUUCGACGUCAAAAACAAAGGCGACUCUUUCGAAGACAUUCGCCGGUGCAACUUCGUCAAAGCGCGGCUCUUCACCGUAGCGUACCUCCAAUCCGACGACGCCAUGCGAGCCACCGCCAGAGUCAACCAAGCCGGCACCGCGCCUAUCCCGAGCUUGUUUGACGCCGGGACGGCGGCGUACGCGCCCGCGGUGGUCUACUCGCACGACGUGCUCAUGGAACGCGUUGGAUGCGUGCCUUGA
This is a messenger RNA of Bathycoccus prasinos, 1371 nucleotides long. RefSeq lists its product with no specific name. The record is from RefSeq and is a predicted model, not a curated record. The coding region runs from base 1 to 1371 and encodes 456 amino acids. Lineage: Eukaryota; Viridiplantae; Chlorophyta; Mamiellophyceae; Mamiellales; Bathycoccaceae. The transcript has a single exon.